UGCAGUCAUUGUCCCAUGUCCUUCAAUUAUCCUUCUGCCCUAAAGGCGCACUUGAGGACCCAUACAGGGGAGAAGCCCUUCGCCUGUGACGAGUGCGGCAAGAGCUUCCACCAUCUGAUUCAGCUGCAGCAGCACGAGAGAACACACACAGGGGAGAAGCCUUUUGCCUGCCCGCACUGUGGGAAGGCCUUCUCUCGACUUCUGGCGAUGAAGAAUCACCUG
This is a messenger RNA of Guillardia theta CCMP2712, 222 nucleotides long. RefSeq lists its product as hypothetical. Lineage: Eukaryota; Cryptophyceae; Pyrenomonadales; Geminigeraceae. The record is from RefSeq and is a predicted model, not a curated record. The annotation marks the transcript as partial. Gene Ontology annotation, molecular function: RNA polymerase II cis-regulatory region sequence-specific DNA binding; DNA-binding transcription factor activity, RNA polymerase II-specific. Gene Ontology annotation, biological process: regulation of transcription by RNA polymerase II. The transcript is spliced from 4 exons.